Messenger RNA from Tetrahymena thermophila SB210, 3837 nucleotides. RefSeq lists its product as hypothetical. Lineage: Eukaryota; Ciliophora; Oligohymenophorea; Hymenostomatida; Tetrahymenidae. The transcript has 6 exons. The record is from RefSeq and is a predicted model, not a curated record.
AUGAGCGAGAAAAGCAAGAGAGAUCUUUAAUACGAAAGAAAGAAGAAAGAAAGAGAAGAGAGAUUAAAAAGGUAGCGAGAAGGUGAUGCUGGAAAAGAAUUUCCUGCAGAACAAUAGCAAUUUCCUCCAAACAAUUUCAAUGAAGUUCCUCCUCCAUCUAAUAAUGGAUUUAGAGGAUAAGUUAAAAAGGCAGACAAUUGGGAAGCUAAUGAGGGAUUCUAGCAAUAAAAUAAUGUCAACUAAAAUUUUGCUCCCCAAACAUAGAUAAAACAAGAUAUCAAUUUUGUUGAACCUUCAAGAAAUUUUUAACAAAAUUUUGGAUAGGAUUAGAUGAUACCCGUUUAAAAUAGUUUCCAUGCAAACCAAUAACAAUAACAAGGAUAGCAAUAAGAAGUAAAUAUGAGAAAUAACAAGAAGCAAUUUAUAUAAGCAUAGGUUGUCAAUUAGGCAAUAGAAGUAUAAAAUGCAAAUAUGCAAAUGAGUAACUAAUAAAAUGAAGGCUAAUUAGAAAAAUAAGCAAUUAAUGAUUAAAAAAUGCAAAAAUAGUAAUAUAAUAACAUCUUGCAAUAGUAAAUGGCUGAAAAGCAAAUUUAAUAGGAGAGAGAAAGGCAAUCAAAGGAAAUGGAAAGAUAAAAGAUGGAAGAAGAGAGGAAGAAAUUAGAAAUGCAAAAAAUGUAAGAGCAAGAAAGAGAAAGAAAGGAAUAAUAUAGAUUAUAAUUACAAGAAUAAAUGAAAAUGAAGGAACAGUCUUAACAGUAACAAUAGAUUCAAAAUUAAUAAGCAAUAGCUCCGACAUUCAAUUAAUAAUAGUAUAACAAUCAAAUACCAGCAUAAUAAUUUUAUGGAGGAAUGUAGUUUGAUAACCAGCCAAAUAAUGCUAACUAAAAGCAAGAAUAUCGCUAAUUUUUGAUGAACUAAAUGCAAAACAAGAAUCAAAAUAACAAUUAGUAGGUUGAUAAAAAGGCUUUAUUGCAACAGUAAAUGGAAAUUUAAAAUUCUUAGCCACCAGGCUUUGCACAAAAUUAAUUGCCUGUAAAUAGAACUAAUUUUGCUAGGAAAAAUAUCAAUAAUAUGUAUAACUAACCUGCUGCAAUGCCUUCUAUGAGUUAAAUCUAGAAUUAAGAAGGGAUGCCUUUAAAUUAAUAUGAAUAACCAAAUUAAAUUUCUUAAUAAAGGUAACCUAUUCAGCCAAUAAAUUAUCAUCACCAGUAGCAAAAUAUUGCAUCUACACCUUAAUUAAAUUAAGGGUUUUAAGAAGGAUUCUAAAAUAAUAGCCAAUAGUAUAACUAGCAUGCUCAAAAUGUUGGAGCAGGUUAGUCUAUCCCUUCUAAAUAAGAAGGUUUUUAAUAAAACUAGUCUGGAUUUAAAUAAAGUAAUGGGGACCAAGUUAGCGCAGUUAGAGGAAACAGAAACUUUAUGAAAGCUGAGAAUGCAGAUUUAGGGGAAGUUAAUAGAAAAUAAUAGCAGAUGCUAGAAUACAAAAGAGAGUUAGAAAAGUAAAGACAAGAAUAAGCUAUGAAAAAGAAAUAAGAAGAAGAAAGAAUAAAAAGAGAAGAACUUGAAGAAGAAAAAAGAAUUUAAAAGGAAUAAGAAGAAUUAAAAAGAAAAAUAGACGAAGAAACGAAUUAAAAAAAGUAACAACAGGAAAAUCUUUAAAAAGAGAAUGAAUAAUUAAGAGAACAAAAAUUGAAAAACAAAAGAUAAAAUGAUGGAUUUGCUGCUAAUGGCAGCGGAGCAAAGAUUAAAGCUGAAGAGAACGUUGUACUUCCUAUAAAUUUUGUUUCAAAGCAAUUUUUAAAUGAUGAAAAAAUCAGUGAAGGAAUUGAUCCUAGGGCUAGUCUUAUGGAAUUUCAUCGAAAGAAAUCAAAUCAAAAUUUAGCAGGAUAAGGUUCGAUGGUUUAAACUCCAUAGAAUAAUGUAAUGACUCCUAUGAGUCAAUAAUAAUAACAACAACAAUAAAUGUUCCCCAAUAAUAUGAUGCAAUAACCUAAUCCUUAUAUGUAACAAUAAAUGCAAUAACCUCCUAUGAUGUAUGGAAAUUAAUUUAUGAUGGGAUAGUAUCCUCCUAUGCCUUUUGCUCCUUAAAUGGCACCCAUGAUGAUGAAUCCUUAAUUGAUUUAAUAAUAAUAAUUCUUAGCGAAGUAAUAAGCAGAUAUUUUACCUUAACUUUAUGAAUUAAAAUUGCAGAUGUAAUAGCAGUAGCAUCAAAUUGAUUUGAUAAAAAGCUAAGCUAAUGUUGCCAUUGAUGAGAGGAAUAAAGCUGAACAAAAAUAUUUAGAACUCAAAAAAUUAUACGAACAAAAGUAAUAAGAAGAAAAGAAAUAUUAACAGUAGCUGUAAGAUGCUCUUAGCAAAUAUCAUCCAAGUAAUAAGCCUCACUAAUAACUAAAAAAAGAACUAGAUUUCAUCACUCCAACAACUCAAGGAGAAAAGUAUGAGGCUCCUUCUAAAUAUUAAUUUCACGCUGAUGAAAUUUAAACAGAGGCUGUUAAACCAUUUAGUAAUGAUCAAUAGAAUAAUAAAUAAAAGAAUCAAACUUUUGGAAACAGGAUUGACUCAGCAAAUUUAGGAGCAGCUUCAUAACCACAAAUAAAUAUUGUCAAAUAUCAGGAACCUCCUUCUUACAGCACAAAUUAAUAAAUAAAUAAAAAUAAUAAUAAUAUUAAUAACAGAUUAGGUACAUUAAAUAAUAUACCAACAAAUAAUAACAUAGAGUUAGACUCUAACCCUAAAUAAUUCGAUGAUAAUUUGUUAGCAGAAAAAGCUAAGAAAGAAUAUGAAUUCAAAAUGCACUAAUAUGGUAUGAAAUCUUUGGUGAGUAACAACAAGUUUAUUCCUUUAGAUAUUCUUGAUUAAGUCAAAGAUUCUUAGAUAACUAUGUCUAAAUUAGGAAAUUAUGGUGUAAAUGGCUCUUAGAUUAAUGUUUAGCAACAAAACCAUAUUUCUGCUUAGAAUCUAAAUCUGAACAACAAUAGUGGAUUUGCUAGACGCCCUUAAUCGUAUAAUAGAUCAUCUAAUGAUUUAGCAAGUAAAGAUAAUCACUUAAAAUAUGAUAUUCCUUCAAUUAAUAGUGAUAUAAUGAAAGAUAUUGACAAAAUAAUGCAAAAGAAUAAUAAUAUGGGUGACUAGUUUGCUACAUAGUAGAGUUUUUAUUAACAAAAUCCUAGGCAAAUUAAAGAAACAAACAAAAUUAAUAACGAAAAUCAAAACGAAGGAAACUCUUACAACCCUUAAAUUGGAUUUAACUAAAAUGUAUACGCCUAAAAGCCGCCUAGCAGAGUAGGUUCCAAUUAAGGUAUGAGAAGAACUGGAAAGGAGUAAAAUAACCCUUUUGGCUCAGCUGCAAGAGGUAUUUUGGGAGAUUCCAAAGCAUUUGAACAACAAAAGUAAUAAAAAUAGAUAAACUAAUCCAACACAUACAAGACUAAUGUUGAGCAAGAAGGCUACAAUCUUGGAAGCGAUUUUCCUGAUUUUUCAGUAAAUAACAAAAAGGGAUUCAGCAAUGGACUAGGUUCUAAGGCAAAAAUAGAAUAAAAUCCAAGUGAAGCUAACUUUUAAGCAAGCGAACUCAAUUUUAGAGCCAGUGGAAUGCUCAAAAAUGACAAUAAUAACAUAACAUAUAAUAAUAAUAACACUUAUAACACAAACAACUUCGAUAUUGAAAAAAUAAAUUAAAGAAACGAAGAGAGACUUAAAAAAUUAAAUUAAUUCAACAUUAACACAGUCAACAAUGAAACUCAUAAUAAUACCACAACUAAUAAUGAUUAAAAUUAAGAUGUUUAAGACAAAUUAGAACAAUUACUACAAAGAUUUAACCAAAUUAAUAAUGUCCAAUGA